This is a messenger RNA of Lachancea thermotolerans CBS 6340, 957 nucleotides long. RefSeq names its product Arc35p (gene ARC35). The transcript has a single exon. Lineage: Eukaryota; Fungi; Ascomycota; Saccharomycetes; Saccharomycetales; Saccharomycetaceae. Gene Ontology annotation, cellular component: Arp2/3 protein complex; actin cytoskeleton. Gene Ontology annotation, biological process: actin filament polymerization; Arp2/3 complex-mediated actin nucleation. Gene Ontology annotation, molecular function: structural constituent of cytoskeleton; actin filament binding. The record is from RefSeq and is a predicted model, not a curated record. Bases 1 to 957 code for a protein of 318 amino acids.
AUGUUGCACCUCAGACCGGAAAACCUGCUUGUGCAGAAAACACUCACGGAAGCCUGGAACGCGAGCAAGGCUGGCUCUCCGCUUACGCUUGACAGGGUGAUUUCCGACUUUGACUAUACCACACUGCACGUUUCGAACUCGCCAGACGACAAGUCAAUUCUGUGGCUGAGUAUCAGAACCAAGGCUUGGCAGAGCGUUGUGAAGUGUGGCGGGGAUUUUGCGGGCUACUUGAAGUCCAAAUACAACGGGUUCCACGCGGUAUCAGAGUGCUCGCCAGAACAGGGGUACGACUUUACAGUGCAGGUGAAGCUGGACGAACUGGAUGCGGACGCUAUCGUGCAGCUGUCGCUGAUGAAGAUCCACAUCAUGAGCUACCCCUUCCAGCUGGCAUUCGACGAGUUCGCACGCCUCUCGCAGCUUCCGGAAGGCUCCAACGCCAGCGACACGGUGCACCAGAUCCAGUACCGUGACGACGAAAACAUCUUCAUCAAGCCCUCCAGCGACCGUAUCACCGUAAUUUUCGAGACAUUCUUCCAAGACGAGACCGACAAAGUGUUUGGUAAGGUGUUCCUGCAGGAGUUUGUCGACGCCAGAAAGCGUAACCGGAACAUUCAGUCAGCGCCCCAGGUGCUCUUCUCGCACGAGCCUCCACUGGAAGCAGCGUCUCUCAUGGCGGCGCGUUCCGCUGACAAGAACAGGCGCUUUAUCACAUUCGUGUUGUUUCCACGCCACUUCCAGACCCCGGAGCUCCAGUUUUCGUCUGUCUGCCACCUUUCCCUUUUCAGAAACUACUUCCACUACCACAUCAAGUGCUCAAAGGCCUACAUGCAUUCUAGAAUGAGAUACAGAGUCGACACGUUCAUCAAGGUACUGAACAGAGCCAAGGUUGACGAUGAAGAAGAAGCUGGCGAACAGACCACAAGGAGGACCAUCACGGGCCGCAAGCUAGUAUACUAA